Dichomitus squalens LYAD-421 SS1 is the source of this 2253-nucleotide messenger RNA. RefSeq names its product WD40 repeat-like protein. The record is from RefSeq and is a predicted model, not a curated record. Lineage: Eukaryota; Fungi; Basidiomycota; Agaricomycetes; Polyporales; Polyporaceae. The coding region runs from base 1 to 1962 and encodes 653 amino acids. Gene Ontology annotation, molecular function: zinc ion binding; protein binding. The transcript is spliced from 4 exons.
AUGCCCAUUGUUCCUCCUCCGACACCCGCACCCUCCCCGCCACCAGGACAAGCAUCCUUCCAGUCUGUACAUCCUUCAGUCGUCUCUCAUGUCUCUCACUUUGCUGGUCUUUCUCCUGCCUCGCGAAGGCAGCACCUCUACGCGCUAAUCCAAGAAUGCACUCCCUCUGAACUGCUAUUCCUCUCCACCACUAUCGCGCCCCUGCUCAAGCGCGACUUCCUGCGCGCGCUCCCUCCCGAGGUCUCUCUGCAUAUCCUUGGCUUCGUAGACGACCCGCGCACCCUUGCGCGCGCCGCGCGAGUUAGUCGAUAUUGGAACGAGCUGCUCAAGGACGACUACUUAUGGAAGACCCUGUGCAUACGUCACGGGUUCUCGCGCGACGCCGACGCGGUAAAGAGUUUCAAGGCGGAGCAACGCUCGGACGGUGGGAGAAGGCAUUCGAGACAUUUGUCCAUGGAGUCAGACUUUGACACCGUGAGGAGCACACACUCUCUAGCUUCAGGACUUCAACUCUCGCCACCCACCUCUGCCGCGUUCCCAUAUCGGAAAUACUUCAUAUAUGAGCACCUCCGAACAUCGAACUGGCUACAACGGGGGCGACUACUGCGUAUCCACCGCGCCCCACUACAUCCCCCCAUCGCCCAGGACAUGAAUGCCCCCAACAACGGCCAAGGACAAGUCCAGAACCCCGCCAUCCCAACAUCGAUCGCCAUCGACUCCUCAUGGGUCGUCGUCGGCCUUGCCAACAGCCGCAUACACAUAUUCAGCGCGCGCACCGGCGUGCUCUCCCGCACGCUCGUCGGCCACGAGGCUGGGGUGUGGGCCGUAUCCCUCAUCUCCGCGGGCGGAGAGCCCGCGACCGCGGACGUGCCUCUGAGUGCGAACGCGGGCGACUCCCUUGUCGCGGGCGUCCCGCAAGACGCCAUGGUGCCCCCGAUACUGAAAUAUGCGCUGGGGCUCGAUCAAGGCGAGGAUGGUUGGACGUCAUCGCGCGGCGCCAGCCCGGAUCCGUUUGCCGACACCAGAGCGGAGGAGUCGCAUCCAUUUGGCAAGCCAAGCUACCCCGGGGGCGCGUCGGACGGGUGGGGCCAGCCCAACGCGCUGGUCGUCAGCGGCGGCUGCGACAAAGAGCUGCGCGUAUGGGACGUGAAGUCUGGGUAUUGUAUCUACAUCCUUCGCGGGCACACCUCAACGAUCCGCUGCCUCAAAGUCCUCCACGGGCGCCCGAUCGCAGUGUCCGGUUCGCGCGACCGGACGCUGCGCGUGUGGGACGUCCAGCGUGGGCGCCUCUUGCGCGUGCUCGAGGGCCACACGCAGAGCGUGCGCUGCCUGGAUGCGUGCGGUUCGCGCGUCGUCAGCGGGAGCUACGACUGCACGUGUCGCGUGUGGGACGUCGACACCGGCGCGUGCUUGCAUGUCCUCAGGGGGCAUUUCCACCAGAUCUACACGGUCGCGUUCGACGGGGUGCGCAUCGCGAGCGGGGGCCUGGAUACCACUGUGAGGGUGUGGGACGCGUCGACUGGCGCUUGCCUGGCACUCCUUCAAGGGCACACCGCGCUCGUCUGCCAGCUCCAGCUCACGCCAACGAUGCUCGCCACGGGCGGCUCGGACGGGCGCGUGAUCACGUUCUCGCUCAGAGGCGCUGCGUUCUCCGUCGUGCAGCGGCUCGCCGCGCACGACUCGUCCGUCUCCGGCCUCCAGCUCGACGACCGCUUCCUCGUCACCUCCGGCAACGACGGCCGCGUCCGCCUGUACAAGUUCGAGCAGCCCCCGCCCUCGCCUUCCCUCGGUAGUAGGAGUACGGGAGGGGAAGGCGAUCCGCAGUGCAGCUUCGUGCGCGACCUGUGCGAGCCGGGCGAGAGCGUAUGGAAGGUGGCGUACACGCGCGAGACGUGUGCGAUCCUGUGCAAGAAGGCGGGGAAAAUGGUGAUGGAGAUCUGGAGCUUCAAGCCCGAUGUCUGAGCGCGUUCGUGUCCGCGUCGGGUGCUUGGUUCGGUGGGUUUCGAGAAACGCGCCAGAGAUUCGGCUCCGGCUGGCAUCGGAGUCGCGGGUAGACUCGAGAGGUUGUGUUGGUGUUCUGAGUGCUAUGUGCUGUUGGAAGACACGGAUUUGGUUGUUGUUGAUCCGGCCCGCCGUUGUUGGUACGCUCUCAUGAUUGAGUUUUUAUCGUACUUAUCCGCUACCAUACCUCCGCAGGCGCAUCGCGGACUUCUCACUGCUUUUGGGUGGUACUGGGUGUAUGCUAUUAUUUGC